Dunckerocampus dactyliophorus (ringed pipefish) is the source of this 5164-nucleotide messenger RNA. RefSeq names its product zinc finger and BTB domain containing 42 (gene zbtb42). The transcript has 2 exons. Gene Ontology annotation, biological process: regulation of transcription by RNA polymerase II. NCBI's taxonomy places the organism in Eukaryota, Metazoa, Chordata, Actinopteri, Syngnathiformes, Syngnathidae. The record is from RefSeq and is a predicted model, not a curated record. Gene Ontology annotation, cellular component: nucleus. The coding region runs from base 200 to 1780 and encodes 526 amino acids. Gene Ontology annotation, molecular function: RNA polymerase II cis-regulatory region sequence-specific DNA binding; DNA-binding transcription factor activity, RNA polymerase II-specific; protein binding.
CCUGCUAGUUGACACACACAGCAGCAGCAGCCAGCAGCGCCGAGCGCAACCUGCCUCGGUCGGAUUGAAAGCGCAAAGAACCGACGAGGGAAAUUGAACAUCUGGCCGCACAUCAUGAUAGGAGCACGUCGAGGUGUAUAGGUGGACAAACGAACACACACUCGAAGAAGAGGGCGAGAAUAAAUGUUAUGAAGGAAGAAUGGAGUUCCCAGACCAUAGCCGGCAGUUGCUGCAGUGUCUGAGUCAGCAGCGUCACCAAGGUUUCCUGUGUGACUGCACUGUUCUGGUCGGGGAGGCUCGCUUCAAAGCGCACAGAGCCGUGCUGGCCUCCUGCAGUAUGUACUUCCAUCUCUUCUACAGGGACCAGCUAGACAAAAGGGACGUUGUGCAUCUCAACAGUGACAUUGUGACAGCGCCGGCUUUCAGUCUGCUCCUUGAAUUUAUGUAUGAGGGCAAGUUGGAAUUCAACACUCUUCCAGUGGAGGAUGUCCUGGCCGCAGCCAGUUACCUCCACAUGUACGACAUUGUCAAAGUGUGCAAAGGCAAGUUGAAAGAUAAAGAUGACGAGAAGAUGGGCGAGGCUUUUGGACUCAGCUGUCUAGACCGGGAUAACUCCUCGGAUGGCGAACUGCGUAGUGACAAGCAGCUCGGACGGCGACAGUCUCAGGGGCUCCCCGGGUCCCCCUCCCCAAUGGAGCAGUUUGACACAGACAACAGCGAAGUGGGGCUCGCUGUCAGUGAUUGUGAAAGGUCUGCACAGAACAGGCAGAAGGCAAACGGUCACUCUGGCAGGUCCCCGGACCUUGUAGGUGUCAAUUAUGUGUCAGCAGAGGCCGAGCCCUGCAUCCAAACAGCUGGAAAAACAAAAGCUGAUGUCAGUAGUUCCACCGUAUCACUGUCCCAGAGGUCCCGGGCUUCGGAUGACAUGGACUGCGCUCUGGAUUUGUCUUUCAAGCCUCUGUCUAGCAGAGAUCCCUUACAGCCCUCCUACAUCUCGGGACAGCUGGCCCUCGACAGCCAGCAGCAGGGCACUGAGCCACUUGUUAAAGAUGAACACGACUUGCUGUCAGAGCAGGAGGACAGUGAGCCGAUGAGCCCUGAGAGCCAGCGCUUUGGGAAUAGCGCCAGGAGCUCAGUGGUGACAGGGUUCGCUGCCCUCUUCCCAGGCAACAACGGCUCCACCACCGUCCUACUCUCCCAGGAGGAGGACCUGAUGGACGAAGAGGGGGAGGCCUGCGGGAGGAGGGAGGGCGCCCCUGGCAGGGAGGCAGCCGAUGAGAGGAGGGGUCGGCUGCUGGGGGACAGCGAAGAGGAGGAAGAAGAUGACUUGGCCUCCUCGGACAUCUCCACCUCCAGCGGGGUACUCCUGCCGCCGGGCCAACAGGUGUGCGUGUGCCCCCUUUGCAGCAAAGUCUUCCCCAGCCCGCACGUCCUGCAGCUGCACCUUAGCUCGCACUUCCGUGAGAAGGACGGCGCUCGCUCCAAGUUGUCCCCCGACGGCUCGGUGCCCACUUGCAUUCAAUGCAAUAAGACCUUCUCCUGCAUGUACACGCUCAAGCGGCACGAGCGCACGCACUCCGGUGAGAAGCCGUACACCUGCGGGCAGUGUGGCAAGAGUUUCCAGUACUCGCACAACUUGAGUCGGCACGCCGUGGUCCACACGCGAGAGAAGCCUCACGCGUGUAAGUGGUGCGAGCGUCGCUUCACGCAAUCCGGGGACCUGUACCGCCACAUCAGGAAGUUUCACUGUGGCCUUGUCAAAACUCUCUCCAUUGGUUAAAACACUCUAAAGUGCCAUGAUGACCCCUGCGUCUUUUCACACGGUAGUAUUCACACACUGGCAGUUUGGAUUCUACCCCAUCUGGCAUUUCUCUUAAGAAAGAUGUAGCAACUUAAAAAAAAAAAAAAAACACUUCUCCUGAGCUGGUUGCUUCCUGAUUGGCGAACUGCAUUAGUGCAGUGUGGACAUCGAACAAAGUAGAUGAUGCACUUGUUUGUUUGUGUCUUGUUUGUCAUGUGUGUUAACUUUAUUAGAAGCAUACAUGGGGGCCCAAUAGAAGAUGCUAACAUUUAUUAUUACAAUCCACUUUAUUUGUGCACAUCAAAACCGUCCUCCUUUAAAAAAAAAAAAAAAAAAAAAAAAAACUCCUACUUUAUUAUUAUAAUUAAUAUUAUUUAUUUGGGUAUUUGUAACAAGUCAGAAUCACAAGGCAGCAAAACUAAUGACGUUAUACUACUGGAGUAUUUUUUGUUGUUGGGCUAAAAUGAAGUUUAAAGGUCCACUCUAAAGGUGACAUAAUAAAAUUAUUAUGGACAUAAUUCGCCUUAAUUGGGUAGUAUCACCUGUACUUUUUUUUUUUCAUGAAUGUGAAUUAAUUGAAGAAAUGUCCCAAUUAGUACUUUAGAAAAUAUACGGUAUAUUGAAAGGUGGGACACAGAAUGCCUCUAACCCUGGUGCCUCUUUACACUUUAGUGUAUGUAUUGACAAGUGUGCUCUAUCAACAUGCCUUUUGUCAAUCCAUUCGCACAUACCAGAGGAGGUAAUAGGCAGCAAUGGAAUGCUAAUUGAUCCACUAGUGCCCUUACAAGAAUGUGACUAAAACUAUGUCAAUGAAGCUCUUAUCAAUGAAGUUAUUGAUUAGUGGAUGAGUGUUCUUUCCUGGUAUUGCAGCAGUGUAAACAAAGUGUUGCAGGGGACAGGUGGAUGGGUUGGGGAUGGUGGUAAUCACAACCAUACCAUUCUGCAAAAGCUACUGACUUUUUCUUUUAAAUUAACCUUCUCUUGCUCAUUGUAUCUUCUUACUGUACGUGUUACUACUGAUGAAGUUGUUGGAGCCUUUAGUGGUUAAAAAAGGUCUUUGGGAAUGAAGGAGGAGUGCAACUAGUUGCUAAAUGGCUUCUUUUUGUCGAAUCUGUCCUGAGAAGACUUGAUAUGAAUUUAUUUAUUAGCUUGGUUCAGGGUUUAAUGUAGGGGUUUUUCAAUAAGCUCAAAAGUUGGUACUCAUUAACUGUCAUUGGGGCUGUUAUUUUUUUCUUUGUGCAAAGUUACUGUAAUUGUGUUUUAAGAGAAAUAUCAGUCACAUGGAACCUAGAGAAGCACUUGUUUUUAGCAUGCAUAUAGUUUCAACACUAUUGCUUAGGCUGCUAUUACAAUUUGUAUAUUUAAUGUAAAUAUAUAUUCUAUUUAUGUCUGUUUUUACAACACCCGCAUGGUGGAUGGCGUCAGGUGUCUUAUUAAAGGCUGCAGUCUCUCACAGCGCCUAAGGGAGGGGAAAAGUUUCUCGUCUCAAGGCUUGAGAGGACUGCAGCGCUGUGCAAAUCAGAAUCUGAGGAGUUUAAUUCUGCUGUGUUGUUCUGCCACAGGAAAUAGUUUUUUCCACAAGCCAUACUGAUUCGGCAUUGGCCACCUAUAGAAAUGGGACAAUACAGGCUUUGUCUCACCCCCUCCACACACAAGUCCCAGGUAGUUCUCAAGGGAUCAUUGUGUAUCUCUCACCGAGCUGCUGGGGUUGGGGAGGCAUUGCACGUUUCUCUUGUAGCUUUGCUGUAUUGAACGGAGCCAUUGGAAUGUGAGAAAUGUAUUUAGGCAAAGGGAAACCAAGGAGACUGUAAACAGGUGUAUUGUUUGGAGGCAUCAAAGUCCUGACCCCCCACCCCCUCCACACACACACACACACACACACACACACACACACACACACACACAGCAUGCAGUAGAUAAAUGCUUCAUUGUUCCACACAGAGCAGAGACCGUUGGGAUUGAUUGUACACCUAUAAAGAGAUUAGAAGAAAUAUCAUCCUGCCUAUAAAACUAGCAAAUAAACAUCUUGAAGAUUGUACUUUAACACCGCUUGUUUCAGGACUUUACACAUGCCAUUUGAGUAAUUACAAAGGUUUGUCAGCAGGAAAAACAACCCGUCUUACUCUCUUUCUGAGUUGAACCACUUUAGUUAGCCCUUCUGUUCCACAUACUUGGUUGUUGUGUUGUGUUCGUUAUAUUCGUACGCAUACAAGCAGGAAUAUGCUGUAGAUUCUCUUAAUUAUUGAAUGUACAUGUGUACAAAGCUAGAAAAACUAACAUGUAAAGGUUUGUUUCCCUUUUUUUUUUAGUGUUCCACAAGUGGUUAUUUAAAGCUCCAGGAUGUUCACCGAGCGUGCCUUGUCGACACACAAAUAGGUGUUGCAUCUGGAGGAGCCUCUGUUUGUAUGUUGCUCACUCGCAUCACAACUACGCUUUUCUUUCCUAACAUAUCAACGUGGAAACUUUUUUGGUUUGUUUGCUGCUUUGUGUGAGGUUCCUGUUUUUUUUUUUGGGAGGGGGGGGCUUUAACCAUUUCAUUGUGUGAAUAAAUGGAUGUGUUAAACAAAUGACACGCAUUUUUGUGUGCGCAUGUGUGUUUUGGGUUCCAGUAGCUCCUCGGGUCAUGUCACUGUUGAAUGUGAACUGCUGAGAUUCUCAUUGUUGUCUUUUCAUGGAAACAAAGCUCCUCUUGGUCAAAGGCAAUGUUUGCCGAAGUCAUGCUGUAUGAUCUUUUAGUCAGAAAAUGACUUCAUUAACGUAUACUGGAAUGUUGUCUUCUGCAGGUUCUAACUGUGAAAUUGUGUAUGAUGACAAGAACUAUUUAUUACUAUGACAUUUGCUUCUCCUGCAGCAUCUGUUUUUUAAAUUAGGUUACAUUGUCUAAUUGUCACAUGAAAAUCAAACUGUAGAAGUGCCAUUAGAAUUUAAUGUUGUUGUUUUUUUUAAAUAAGAAAAAUAUAUUUUAUAGUAAUUGCUUCAGUGUUAGUGGUGUAGAGAUUAGGGGACAACCUUUGCUUAGAUAUGGAAGCAAUUUACUGUUUUUCAUUUAUUGUACUGUGCAUUUUAAUUGUUUUGACUUGUUUGCGUGAGUGUGCGGAGGUGUGUGUGCUGUGGAAAUGUGACAAUCUGGAUUUAGGUCUUUAUUAAGAUUAUGCAUAGAAUUAAAUGGAACAACUUUCUGUCUUUGUGUGGAUUUCAUUCAUUUUCAUAUCGCUGCUUCACAUCACAUUAGAAGAAUAUGAUAAAUGGAACCCAUUCCCAAGUAUUACUCCACCACAAAAUUUCAUUUAAACAACCGUAAAAAUACCACAAAUUAUAGUAGUAAUUGGAUUGUAUUUUGUUUUGGUUACUAUUAUACAUUUG